Xenopus laevis (African clawed frog) is the source of this 890-nucleotide messenger RNA. It is a transcript of the gene cwc15.L, whose product is annotated as CWC15 spliceosome-associated protein L homeolog. The transcript is spliced from 7 exons. The record is from RefSeq and is a predicted model, not a curated record. The coding region runs from base 35 to 727 and encodes 230 amino acids. Gene Ontology annotation, biological process: mRNA cis splicing, via spliceosome; mRNA splicing, via spliceosome. NCBI's taxonomy places the organism in Eukaryota, Metazoa, Chordata, Amphibia, Anura, Pipidae. Gene Ontology annotation, molecular function: RNA binding. Gene Ontology annotation, cellular component: spliceosomal complex; catalytic step 2 spliceosome; nucleus.
GGGAAAUCAGUCGUUCGGUUGAGUUGUGUGAAAGAUGACAACCGCAGCCAGGCCAACGUUCGAACCCGCGAGGGGCGGCAGAGGCAAAGGGGAGUCGGAUCUCAGUCAGCUGUCCAAGCAGUAUUCCAGCAGAGACCUCCCGUCUCACACAAAGAUUAAAUACAGACAGACCACUCAGGAUGCCCCAGAGGAAGUGAGAAGCCGUGACUUCAGGAGGGAACUUGAGGAAAGAGAACGUGUUGCUGUCAGAGAUAAGAACAGAGACAGACCAACAAGAGAGCAUACGUCUUCUGUGUCGAAGAAACCUCGCCUAGAUCAGAUUCCAGCAGCAAACCUAGAUGCAGAUGAUCCACUCACAGAUGAAGAUGCAGAUGAAGACUCUGAUGAAGACAGUGAUGAUGACACCGCUGCACUCCUUGCUGAACUAGAGAAAAUUAAGAAGGAGCGGGCAGAGGAGCAAGUCCGGAAGGAGUUGGAACAGAAAGCUGAAGAGGAGCGAAUCCGCAUGGAGAACAUCUUGAGUGGAAACCCACUGCUGAACCUCACAGGCCCUGCUGCCCAAUCACAAGCCAGCUUUAAAGUUAAACGCAGGUGGGACGACGAUGUUGUAUUUAAGAACUGUGCCAAGGGAGUCGACGAAAUGAAAAAGAGACAAGACAAGAGAUUUGUGAAUGACACUUUACGUUCUGAAUUCCACAAGAAGUUUAUGGAAAAGUACGUCAAGUAGUACAGUUUUAUGUGCUCCAUUUGGAAGACUGGUUCCUUUUCUGGCUGGAGGACUUUAGUUGGACUAGUCAUUGUUCUGAGUUCCCCUUCAUCCCGCUCAGCACCGUCAUGUUUCUUAAUUGCUUGUCUUUGUGUGCUCAUCAAUAAAUUCCAUUUGUUUUCUA